AUGAAAGAUACAAAAACAGUAUUACCAACGAAUAAUACUGGUGGAAAUGGAGAAAAUAGAAACGGUUUUCAUCAUAAGAGCAAAACGCAAGAGAAUGGAAAUGAUGAAUCAACAACCAGCACUACAGUUCCAAAUGGCUUAGAUAGUGAAGAGCUUGUCGGUGGUUGUUGCGUGUGUUCGGAUGAUCAAGGUUUUCCAAAUAAUGCUCUUGUUUAUUGUGAUGGAAAAGAUUGUACAGUUGCGUGUCAUACUGCAUGUUAUGGUAUUGUAUCAAUACCAGAUGGUGAUUGGUAUUGCGGUCGAUGUGAAGCGGGUGAUAUUCGAGCGCCAUGUCGUCUUUGUCCAACAAUCGAAGGUGCAAUGAAACGAACAUCCGAUGCCGGUUGGGCACAUGUUGUGUGUGCACUGUAUAUUCCAGAGGUAUCAUUUGGUGAUGAUACAACAAUGGAACCGAUUAUUCUAUCGAAAAUUCCUUCGACACGUUUUGGACAAGAAUGUUCAAUUUGUAUUCAAAACGGACGCUCAAAAUUAAUUGCAACGAGUGGUGCAUGUUGUGCAUGUACAGUUAAAAACUGUUCACAAGUCUUUCAUGUCACAUGUGCACAAGCGAAUGGUUUACUAUGUGAAGACGUGCGAAAAAACAAUUGUCAAUAUCCGAUCUACUGUGAACAACAUCGACCGAAAUUUUCGAAAUUCAUUCGUCAAAUAGCACCUUUUCAAUACUCACCACAUGCAAUACCAUCCAAUGAACAAAUGAAAAAACAAUUACGCUCGAAGGAAAAAGAAAAUCCAUCACAAUUAUCGGAUUUCAUUGCGGCGGCUGCAGCAGAGGCUGAAACGAAUAUGCCAGCAUUGUCCUUAGAUGAUUCAAAUAAUCAAACAAACUCAAGUGAUGAACAGCCAACGCCCGUUCCACGCACUUUCCAUGGUAUUGAUACUUUACAACGAAAAUCUUCCUCGAAUACGAAUUCAUCUGUAUCAUCCACAUCAUCGUCGACAGUUUCGCCACUUGCUCAACAGACGAAUCAUUCACGUUCUUCGUCAUCAUCAUCAUCAUCGACUAAUUCAUCCGUACAGAAGAAAGCGAAAAUGAAUGAUGAGAUGAAUAAUAAUAACCAAUCGCUUAGUAAUCUUUCACAAUUUGUACAAUUGAACAAAGAAGAACGAAUUUUUGUGCCACCACCACCGCCACCUCCAUCAACCAAUGAAGCGGAUACAAAAGAAGGAACCGCAGUGAUAACAAAACCGGGUUCCUCAACCAUCGAAUCAAAAGAAACUACACUUGUUGGUACGAAAUCGAACUGUGAUCAACAAACAACAUUGAAUUCGAUCGAAGAGAAAUCGCUAGCCUCUCGAUGCACAAUAUCAUCUUCCAGUGACAUCAACAGUAAAUCUUCUAUGAAACAACGCCCGUCAACCGAUGGUUCAUCAUCGCCAACAAAGUCUAAUCCAAUCAAGAAACCGUCCUUGACGAAAACAAAAGACGCAGACGCCGAUGAAGAUUACGAGAUAAGUAAAAAACGUAAACUAUCCAUCAAAUUAAACAAAGAUGGACAACCACGAAAGAAACGUCAACAUUCGGUUGAGGGUGCUUCGAGACCUGUUGGCCGACCACCGUCGUCGAAGAAAACUUCAUCGGCUGAACAAGUCACUAACGGUAUCAAACGUCCAUUGUCAAAACCAUCUUCAACUACGAAUACCAGUAACAUGAAGCAACAAAAGGUUAAUGAUACUCUGAUAAAUGUUCACAAAAAAUCAACUGACAAUGAAAAUGAAACUGAGAUGAAGACGAACCCUCGUUCCACACAUUAUUAUCCAUGUGAUCAUUUUGGAAAUCAAAUCAAUUCUGAUGCUUUUAAACAACAAGGCCAUUCGGCUGAUCAGGUACAACCAAUCGAUAAAAACGAAGAUUUAUCCUGUCAACGUGUUUCAUCUUCUUCAACAACAACAGCAGCUGCACGUAUUGAUUUCUAUCCUCGACGACCAUUACAAGCUGCCCUAGCUCAAUCUUCUGCAACUGAACAACAACAGCAAAGAACGUUUCCACCACAAACAUUAGAAGAAUUUCUUGAACAAGAAUGGGAAUCGUCAAGUGACUUUCUACUUCAACAAACUAUGCCACAUGAUGUUUCAUCGUUACUAUCAUGUUUAUAUCAAUUCAAAUCUGAGAAUGCUGCUUUGCAAAAGAAAUUCGAUGAACUCAAGCAUCGUCGUGAUUCACUUCGAGUAACAAAUACCAAUUUACGCCGAAGACUUUCAGAAAUCUUACCAGUUACCGAAACAGCUCCUCCUCCUCCUCCAACAGUCGCAUCGGCGGCAACAACUGUCACUCAAAUAUCACCUACAUUGCUAUUACCACCACCAGCACUGACAGCAGCAUCACUUCUUCCUCCAGCUCCUUCAAAUCUGUCUACUUUAUCAUUACCAACAGCUGCAUUACCUGUUGUUCCUCCGAGUCCACGUAAAGAACAACAGCACCUCAAACAACAAAAACUCUUAGCAGAAUUAGAGCUUCAACAGCAAUUGCAGCAUCAAAAAGCAAUAUCACCUACACGAAGACGUCUAUCAACAAACACACCAAACCAAUCUAUAGAUUCAACUCCAUCAACAAUUCGAAAAAAUAAAUCUCCGCGUCAUCCAAAUGCGUCGACACAUCAAUCCAUUCUCGAAAAUCAACUUCGACAAUCAGCAAAUUCUAAUCCAAAUUCAACUAAAAAAUCUAGUACAACAACAACAAUUCCAAGUGCCAAAAAGCUUCCGUCAACAGAAAUGGAACUUGUGACGCAUCAUCCACCAACGUCAACACAUUCGACUGUACUUUCAACUACUGCACCAUCAACUUCAACGUACGAAUCAAAUGAUGUAGCUGCAACAGCUGCAGCGGCAUAUACAUUAGCAAAAAAUGGUCGAGCACCAACGAAUGCAGGCCUUAGUCUAGAACUUCUUACACAUAUACUUGCUGCAAGUGGUAAUGGAAUUGGUCCUCAAUUAUUUGCUCCGACAUGGAAUAUCUCUAAUUUUGGUUUUGCCAACUUUCCUGGAGCUAAUCCCUUGUCUGUUUCAGACGAGUCCAUAUUACGUUCUUAUGCACCAUCGACACAUUCAUCACUUGAACAACAGCCUCAAUCACAGUCAUCGACGAAACCACAACCAUGA
Adineta ricciae is the source of this 3156-nucleotide messenger RNA. The record is from the annotation of a GenBank genome assembly. NCBI's taxonomy places the organism in Eukaryota, Metazoa, Rotifera, Eurotatoria, Adinetida, Adinetidae.